This is a messenger RNA of Brassica napus (rape), 835 nucleotides long. RefSeq names its product glycine-rich RNA-binding protein 10-like. The coding region runs from base 152 to 652 and encodes 166 amino acids. Gene Ontology annotation, molecular function: mRNA binding. Lineage: Eukaryota; Viridiplantae; Streptophyta; Magnoliopsida; Brassicales; Brassicaceae. The transcript is spliced from 2 exons. The record is from RefSeq and is a predicted model, not a curated record.
CGGCAAAAACCCUAGAAAAUAUCUCAACUCUAGUUUAUUAGUACGUCAGCAGCUCUUCUAUAAAUUAUAGCCGCGUCUUCUCAUCCUAAAUCACAAAUCUCUCUCACACACACACACACCCUUUGAAACUUUUAAUUAAAAUAAAAAAAAAAUGUCUGGAGAAACUGAGUACCGGUGCUUCGUGGGAGGCCUCGCCUGGGCCACCGCGGAUGCGGAUCUAGAGAGGACGUUCUCCCAAUUCGGCGAAGUUAUCGAUUCCAAGAUCAUUAACGAUCGCGAGACUGGGAGAUCGAGGGGAUUUGGAUUCGUGACCUUCAAGGAUGACAAGUCAAUGAGGGAUGCUAUUGAAGAGAUGAACGGUAAAGAGCUCGAUGGGCGUACUAUUACCGUCAACGAGGCUCAGUCUAGAGGAAGCGGUGGAGGAGGCCGUGGUGGUGGUGGAGGUUACAACAGAGGUGGAGGCGGCGGAGGAUAUGGUGGAGGCGGUGGUUACGGAGGAGGCGGUGGUGGAUAUGGAAGACGUGAUGGAGGUGGUUACGGAUCUGGUGGUGGCGGCGGAUACGGUGGUGGUGGAAGACGUGAUGGAGGUGGUUACGGAGGAGGAGACGGUGGUUACGGAGGAAACAGCGGUGGUGGUGGUGGUGGCUGGUAAUCAAAGAUGAUGUGGUUGUCUGCUUCUUCUGCUAUGUGUUUGGUUUAGAUUUGGUUUCGUAUCCAUGUUUCUCUGGUUUUUUUAUGUUUCUGGUUUGGGGUUCUAUGUAACAGAUCGUUUAAAAGUCAUCUUUGCCUAAAACGAAAUGUUAACUUAAAUCAUUAACUUAGUUUUUCUUCACAA